Molecule: messenger RNA, 132 nt
Organism: Drosophila gunungcola (fruit fly)
Lineage: Eukaryota; Metazoa; Arthropoda; Insecta; Diptera; Drosophilidae
Product: metallothionein-3
Exons: 2
Molecular function (GO): metal ion binding
Source: RefSeq, a predicted model, not a curated record
AUGGCUUGCAAAAAUUGCGGAGCUAACUGCAAGUGCACGGACACCAAGUGAGGCGACAAUUGCGCCUGCAACCAGGACUGCAAGUGCGUGUGCAAGCAAGGACCCAAGGAUCAGUGCUGCAAGUCUAAGUAG